Molecule: messenger RNA, 2160 nt
Organism: Spea bombifrons (plains spadefoot toad)
Lineage: Eukaryota; Metazoa; Chordata; Amphibia; Anura; Pelobatidae
Gene: IFFO2
Product: intermediate filament family orphan 2
Exons: 9
Coding region: 111-1517 (468 amino acids)
Source: RefSeq, a predicted model, not a curated record
CUUGCUCCGUUACUUAUCCAGGCGGGUGUUGCGGCUCAGCUCAGAACCAUGGCCGGCAGAGCCCCGCGGAGUUGAUCCGGUACCCGGUGACGUUAAUAAUAGUAAUAAUAAUGAUGAUGAACUCGCUGCUGUUCGCGGACGGCCUGAUGGAGCCGGGCCCCGGGGCCCCUCCCGGCGCUGCUGCUGUCACCCUCCGCAAUGACUUGGGCUCCAACAUCCAUGCGCUAAAGACCCUGAACGUCCGGUUCCGCUGCUUCUUGGCCCGGGUGCACGAGCUCGAGCGGCGGAACCGGCUGCUGGAGAAACAGCUGCAGAGCCAACGGCAACGGCCCGAGCGGCCCUUCCGCACCUACCACCGGGACCAGGGGGUGCAGACCGAACCGGCCCCGGGGCCACCGCACAGCCGCCUACCCGGGACCAUCUGGAACUUUACCCACGUGCGGAGAACCGGCGGCGGUGGCCUGGAGACCUUACACGGCCCUGGGGUCAGCUGGAGCCACCCGGACGGGGUCGGAGUGCAAAUCGACACCAUCACCCCGGAGAUCCGGGCCCUUUACAACGUGCUGGCCAAGGUGAAGCGGGAGCGAGACGAAUACCGGAGCCGAUGGGAGGAAGAGCUGGCCAAACGGAGGAAUCUCGAGUCGUUGGUGGAGACGUUACAAGAGGAAGCUCAGGAGGCUUAUAACGUCCACGACGAACUCAACGACAAGAUUGAGAGACUGAAAUCCGAACUGGUCGUCUUCAAGGGUCUGAUGAGUGAUCCGCUCACCGAUCUCGACUCUAAGAUCCAGGAAAAAGCAAUGAAAGUGGACAUGGACAUCUGCCGGCGGAUUGAUAUCACCGCCAAGCUGUGUGAUGUCGCGCAGCAGCGCAACUCUGAGGAUGUAUCCAAGAUGUUCCAGGUGGGAACAGUCUCCAAAAAGAGGGAGCGGAAGCCGACGUCGGAGGAGGAAAUGUCGGAGGCAGAUGGGGAUGCCGGCAGGUUCUCCGACGACGAAAUGAUCCCCUCGCUCAACAUCACGGAUGAGAUGAAGAGGGUCUUCAACCAGCUCCGGGAGACUUAUGACUUCGAUGACGACUGCGACAGUCUAACGUGGGAGGAAAACGAGGAAACCCUGCUGCUCUGGGAAGAUUUUACCAACUGCAACACCCUGCCAGGGAGUGCCCCCGAGGCUCAGGGAGGAGAGAACGAGGAGACGCUGGGGAGUUUAAUCCAAGAGACCGAGAGCUUCCUGAAAACGCGAGACAAAGAAUAUCAGCAAACAAUCGAUCAGAUUGAGAUGGAACUGGCCACCGCAAAAAGCGAUAUGAACCGCCAUCUCCACGAGUACAUGGAAAUGUGCAGCAUGAAGAGGGGCCUCGACGUGCAGAUGGAAACCUGCCGGAGACUCAUAAAGGGAUCUGCGGGGAGGGACUCUCCGUCCGUCAGCUCCAUGGCCAGCAGCGACUCAGGAAACUCGGAUGAAAUUGCGGACGAGUUUGAGAAGGACGGGGAGGGCGACGGCGCCGUCAGCUGAUACAUCGGAAUCCCCGUCUCCAUCACCAGGCUGUGACCGGACCCCAGACUUCCCACCCUCUAACUGGUGCUGUAAAUGUCUAUUCUUCUACGGGAAAUAUCAAGAAAAUGUAAAUAGAAUUCUUGAAAAAAAGAAUGAAAAAGAAAAAAAAAAAGUGCUGUUUUCAGUUGUGCCUUUCCCGCUGCUGAGCCACUUCCACAGUUCUGUUCCUAAAACCGCUUUAACGGGCCAGAAACGGUUAAAGAUGUUCUGUGAUUACAGCGCUGCUACGUGUAUUGCUGCUAUUCGCAUCCCAAACUGCGGGUCCGGGGCUUGACUAAAGCGCUUGGUGUCCCCCCGAAACACGAAGGCAAUACGACAGCCUGCGGUUUGGAGUGUGACUAGGAGGAAUACGGAGAGCUUUGCUGUCAAUAAAAUCUACUGAAAGCUAAGUGAACCGAUUAUAUGGUUUAUUGGCACAAAAGGACGGCCCGGUCCUUCUAGAAGCUUCCACUCGAUUGGAACCGUGUCGUCCGAGCGAGGCGGAGCGGCAGCUGUCGGGCAAAGCCGGAAGGAGCACCACGUAGUGCUAUGCAAACGAAUUGCCUUAUUUCAGAUAGAUUCUUUGCCCCUCUGGAAGGGUUAAAGGGGUCGUGCUGAUGGG